GUGCCUACAGAGUCCAACCAUAAGUUGUAGGCCCACUUCGACGAAGCAGCAGCAUAGAGAAAUCUGUUGCGAAAUUUGACACGACCGACAAGCAACUGUCAGCCUGCAAAGAUGAUGACCCAGCAGAACCCCAGCUUACAGGAGCUCAUGAACAUGGUGGCCACUGACGAAGACACCCUCCUGCUUAGCCCACCGUUAUCCGACUCGGAUUCCAUGGGACUUGAACUAAGCCCACAGAACACUUACACAGACAUGGGGAGCAUGUUCCAGACAUCGGUUCCCUGCAAUACGGCUCCAUGUAGUUAUGCUUACGAUUCAAGUUGUAUGCUUUCACCACCUAGAGAAAUGAUGCCACAGCAAGACCCUAUUUACCACGGGUUAGCUGCGCAAUCGCAUAUGCACGAUGGGCAAACUCUUCAGCAUGGAACCGUCCUCCAGACCGGACAACAUGUAGGCAUGCAACAACAGUGGAGCGAUCCAUGUAUGGUUAGCGCUGGAAAUGUAAACGAAAUGGCGUUUAACGGUAUGGAGAAUUUUUAUAAUUUCUAUCCAGGAAAUAACAACUAUACAGCAGUAGACUUCUACAAAACCCCACAACAAACGACGCCGACAAAGCCGAAAACAAGAAGGCGAGUACCGACUGUAGCCCAGCGUAAAGCAGCAAAUGUCCGUGAGAGACGACGAAUGUUCAGCCUGAAUGAAGCUUUCGAUGAGCUCCGUAAGUUUGUUCCAACUUUCGCCUACGAAAAGCGACUUUCCAGGAUCGAAACACUCCGACUCGCUAUGAUCUACAUAGAAUUCAUGGCCGAUGUGCUAAAUGGAAAAGAAGUUUCGGACUGCAAACUGAAGAAGGUUACAAGUCAUUUUUCACAAUUUAAAAAAUAUGGUAUCAUUCCAACAACGAGUUCAACUCAAUGAUAGCAAUACUAAUCAAGAUAGAAACGAAAACUAUUCAGAUGUGCAAUUUAGUUUUUUUUUAAACAAAUUUAAUAAUUGUGAACAAUUUAUAGACGAACUAUCAGAGAAACAAUGUGUAUUGGAUGACGCGUUGACGGGGUGAAACGCAUCGACGACGCAAUAGAAUGACCAGAAAUUGGAACAGGAGAAUCAGAAAUGCGAUGUGGGCAAAUUGAAUAAUCUAUGCAUUUCAUUUCACCGGAAAUGUGUGCUCUGUCGAGUGUUUACAUUCUAUGAAACUUUUCCAGCAUAUAUUUGCCUUGUAUGUACAUAAUUUAAGUUCUUUUUUUUUUAACUUUUAGAGUAUCCAAUUGUUUGGAUAAAAAUUAAUGUUAUAGUUAUUUCGUUAAUCUAACGACGAAGAAUUACUAUAUUCUUUUGUACUGUUGAAAUUAUCUAUGAACGAUAGGCCUAAACCGCUGCAAUAGUAUUAUUAAGCUUUAGACCACAAAUAGUGUGUAUCUAUAUUUAUAACUAUCGGCAUUUGCCUUAUAUCUGUGCCUUUAUCGAAAAAUGUCGACACGCAACUGAUGUUGCAAGAAUUGUGUUUCAUAAUAUUUUAUAAUAUAAACACAAAUUAUCUUAAAAUUUCAUAUUACUUAAUGUGUACUCUGUUAUACUUUCAUUUUAUAGUACAACAUACUGUAUAAAUGUCUUUGUUGAAAAAAUUAAAUUACUGUAUAAAUGUCUUUGUUGAAAAAAUUAUGAUUUUGUCUUAGCGGUUUGAAUACCGGGUAUUCAAACCGCUAAGACAAAAUCAUUUUAUUUUUUUUUUUUUGCUGUUUAGAAUAUAUAUUGUUAUGUAGUUACAUUUUUCUUAGUCAUGCAUAACACUAAAGUAUAUAUGCACUUUUAUAUAACUCAGACUUUGUCUUCUAUUUAUAGGCAUAAUCACCUUGUUUACGUCUUGUAUCGCGUUACCUAUCCAGAGACAACCGUUAUUUUCUUCAACGGUCGUGUGUUUGUGUUAUGUUAUCUUUUUUACGUUAUGCGCUUUUAUAAUAACACGCAAUCAAGUUAUUUGCGUAUCUUUACCACAAACCUUUUAUUGUUGUAUCGUUCGCAUAGUUUUACAUUAUAUGUUUUAAAAAGUACGAAACAGAAUCGUUCAUUAUGAUUGUGUGAUAUCCAACAAUUUCACAAAGUCUUCCAAUCUUUGUUAUAUUUAUGAAAUGAAUAUUAAAAACAUAUUUUAUAUCAAA
This is a messenger RNA of Anneissia japonica, 2159 nucleotides long. RefSeq lists its product as uncharacterized. Gene Ontology annotation, biological process: regulation of transcription by RNA polymerase II; developmental process. The record is from RefSeq and is a predicted model, not a curated record. NCBI's taxonomy places the organism in Eukaryota, Metazoa, Echinodermata, Crinoidea, Comatulida, Comatulidae. Gene Ontology annotation, molecular function: RNA polymerase II transcription regulatory region sequence-specific DNA binding; DNA-binding transcription factor activity, RNA polymerase II-specific; protein dimerization activity. The coding region runs from base 112 to 918 and encodes 268 amino acids. The transcript has a single exon.